This is a messenger RNA of Raphanus sativus (radish), 1519 nucleotides long. Its product is annotated as metalloendoproteinase 5-MMP. Gene Ontology annotation, biological process: extracellular matrix organization; collagen catabolic process; proteolysis. The transcript has a single exon. The record is from RefSeq and is a predicted model, not a curated record. Gene Ontology annotation, molecular function: metalloendopeptidase activity; zinc ion binding. The coding region runs from base 227 to 1306 and encodes 359 amino acids. Lineage: Eukaryota; Viridiplantae; Streptophyta; Magnoliopsida; Brassicales; Brassicaceae. Gene Ontology annotation, cellular component: extracellular matrix.
UUUUUUUCUUUAAUCAUCCCGCAUUUAAAAACUGAUUAUGAUAUACCACUUAUCUAUAACCAUUCGCCGACGAGCAUUAGUCAAUACUCCAUAUGUAGUAACAUGCUUCGAUUUUCAACAACUUGUCACAUGUACCAAUUACCACACCGUGUGGAAAAUGGAGCAAGUGUAGCAUUAUAACACCCCGACGUCGUUUCAUUUUUUCUCCCGUAUCUUCUCCAAGAAAAUGAGGUUCCUCCAACAGCUAACGAUUCCGAGCCUCCUCCUCCUCGUCAUAGUGACUCCAAUCUCAGCGACAUUCUACACCAACGUCUCUUCCAUACCAACGUUACACCUCCUAAACGCCACAAGAAGCGCGUGGGAAACUUUCGAGAAACUCGCGGGUUGCCACGUCGGAGACAAAGCCGACGGCCUCUCCAAACUCAAACAAUACUUCAGUCGUUUCGGUUACAUCUCAUCCUCCUCCUCCGCCGCUAACUUCACCGACGACUUCGACGACGUCCUCAAAUCGGCGAUCAGCGCUUACCAGAAGAACUUCAACCUCAAAGCCACCGGCAAACUCGACGCGCCGACUCUCCGGCAGAUCGUUAGACCUCGAUGCGGGAAUCCCGACAUGGUCGACGGCGCCUCGGAGAUGAACGCCGGUAGGAAGCUGCUCCGCACGGUGGCGGCGGCGCGUUACUCUUUUUUCCCCGGGAAGCCGCGGUGGCCGAAGCGGAAUCGGGAUCUGAGCUACGCGUUCGUGCCGCGGAACAACCUGACGGAAGAGGUGAAGCAGGUGUUCGCACGCGCGUUCACGCGCUGGUCGGACGUUACGCCGCUGAACUUCACGCGCUCCGAGUCUGUCUUCAAGGCGGAUAUAGUGAUCGGGUUUUUCUCCGGCGAUCACGGGGACGGAGAGCCGUUCGAUGGGCCUAUGGGGACGCUGGCGCACGCGUCGUCUCCGCCUACGGGGAUGUUUCAUCUCGACGGCGACGAGGAUUGGCUGAUCUCGGGAGACGAGACGAACCGUCGGAUAAUGCCGGUUACGUCGGUGGUGGAUCUGGAAUCGGUCGCUGUUCACGAGAUCGGACAUCUUCUCGGGUUAGGUCACUCGUCGGUGGAAGAUGCGAUUAUGUAUCCGGCGAUUUCCGGUGGGGAUCGGAAAGUGGAGUUGGCGAAGGAUGAUAUUGAGGGGAUACAGUAUCUGUAUGGAGACGGUGGUUCUAGCCGUCGAAGUGAAACCAGUGGUGGUGCUGAGUUCUGGAGAGGGUUGGGGUUUAGCCUAUCGUCGAUUGCCACGUGUUUGCUUUUGAUUUGUUGCUAGGGUUUUGGCAAUGGUCUUUCGUGAGUUUUUUCUGAAAUCCAAGUGCAGAAGAUACACACAAAUAUUUAUGUUUAAUCUUUUGAUUAUCUUACUUAAGGAUUUUUUUGGUGAAAUUUUCUUAUGAUUUAAAAAAUAUUUAAAAGGAUAAUUUACAACAGUUGUAUUAUUAUAUUUUGAAAACUUUGUUGAUAUAUCAUAUUGUUCGUUUUUUUC